UGGGGGCGGCCCGCGGGCGGCCUCUGGCCCAUGGCCUUCAUCAUGAUGAAAAAGAAGAAGUUCAAGUUCCGCGUGGAGCUGGAGCUGGACGAGCUUUCCUCCGUGCCCUUCGUCAACGGCAUCCUCUUCUGCAAGGUGCGGCUGCUGGACGGGGGCAGCUUCAGCGGGGAGUCCUCCCGGGAGGUGGUGCAGGCAAACUGUGUCCGCUGGAAGAAAAAGUUCUUAUUUAUGUGUAAAAUCAGUGCCAGUGCCACAACAGGGAUUCUGGAUACUUGCACGUGCAGGGUGUCUGUACGGAAGGAAUUAAAAGGAGGAAAGGCAUAUGCAAAGCUGGGAUUUGCAGAUCUAAAUCUAGCAGAGUUUGCUGGAUCGGGAAAUACCACUCGUCGCUGUUUACUGGAAGGUUAUGAUACCAAAAAUACAAGACAAGACAACUCCAUUCUCAAAGUUUUGAUCAACAUGCAGCUAAUGUCUGGAGACCCAUGCUUUAAGACGCCUCCUUCCACAGCAACAUCUAUAGCAAUUGCUGGAGAAUCAGAAUCUUUGCAUGAAGACAGGAAAGGUGGAGAAAACUUAAAAGUAGCACAUCUGGGUGUAGCAGAUAUCUCAUCAAAGAGUGCCUCUGUCCCAGAUGAACUUGGUGCAUGUGGACAUUCCAGAACAUCAAGCUAUGCAAGUCAGCAAUCAAAACUGUCAGGAUAUAGCACAUGUCACUCUAGAUCAUCCAGUCUGUCUGAACUCUGCCACAGGAGGAACACCUCAGUGGGGAGUACCUCAACGGGAACUGGAAGUAUUCUAGAGCCAUGUGAAGAGUCUGAGCCAAAAGUAACUGAAGCUAAUAUUGAUACAUCUCCUGAAGAUGCACCAUCAGAAAAACAAUGCAGACAUCCUGUAAAGCAAGAUUCUGUGGAGUCACAGCUAAAGAGGGUUGAUGCUACCAGAAUUGACGCUGAUGAUAUAGUUGAAAAAAUACUUCAGAGUCAAGACUUCAGUUUAGACUCAAGUGCAGAAGAAGAAGGUUUAAGAUUAUUUGUGGGCCCUGGUGGAAGCACUUCUUUUGGAAGCCAUCUACCUAACAGAGUAGGAUCUGGAGCAUAUGAGCAGGUGGUGAUAAAACGCUGAACUAGAAUGACAAAUGAGGAAAACUUUGAGCUCUGGUGUUGAUACUUCUGGUUUUGUUUGCUCUGUUGCAAGAGUUGAGAAACACAAAAUUAACUCCAUGUGAUAUUUUUCUGAAAAGGAACGGAAUGCCUCUUGCUCCUAGAGCAUCAUCUUCUGUGGUAUGAAGGCAAUGUUUAACUGUGUAUACCUUGUGAGAGCACUUGGACUGUUUUUGUAAGCUCUAUCUGAUGUUAUUGGGAUUAAUUUUUGUGUGAAACAUCUUUGGAAGCAUGAUGAAGCAAGUCCCAUUUCGGUAUUUUAUACAAGAGAUCACUUGUGGUGAUGUACUUUGUUCGUGACUUCAUUAGAAAAGAAGCUUCUGAAAGUUGGUCUUAAAUGCACCUGAAAAAAGUAAUUACUCAAUUUGAUUCUACCUGCCACUGUAGUCUUAUAGAGGCUAAUUACUUCUAUCAAGUCAGUCAUUAUCAAGCCAAUGUUGUGGCCUCCACAAAACAGCUCAGCUAUGUUUUAACAGAACUAAAAGCUUAGGAGUACUGAGCACAACUUCACUGUAAGGUUGAACAGCAGAAGUGAACUCCACACACAUUUAAAAAAAACCCACCAAAACUAAAUACAUCUAAACCAG
Messenger RNA from Chiroxiphia lanceolata (lance-tailed manakin), 1747 nucleotides. It is a transcript of the gene EEIG2, whose product is annotated as family with sequence similarity 102 member B. The transcript is spliced from 11 exons. Bases 31 to 1122 code for a protein of 363 amino acids. Lineage: Eukaryota; Metazoa; Chordata; Aves; Passeriformes; Pipridae. The record is from RefSeq and is a predicted model, not a curated record.